Molecule: messenger RNA, 1506 nt
Organism: Leptosia nina
Lineage: Eukaryota; Metazoa; Arthropoda; Insecta; Lepidoptera; Pieridae
Source: the annotation of a GenBank genome assembly
AUGGGCAAUUGUUGGGGCGUGUUUCGCAGGCGUCGUAUUCGCCGUCACAUAGUGUUAAUUCUUAUAGGACUAGACAACGCGGGUAAGACGAAAACUGUGAACAAUUUGGCCGGCGAGAGCGAUGAAAAAGUUCUGCCCACCGUCGGUUUUAAGGCCGUCAAUUUAAUUCAUAAGGAUACACCUGUAACUAUUUACGAUUUGGGCGGUGGGCCGCAUUUUCGGCAAAUAUGGUCGCAGUAUUACAGCGAGGUACAUGGUGUUAUUUUUGUGAUUGAUUCGAGCGAUUACACCCGGUUGGAAGAGUGUAAAAAUGUGUUGGAGGAAGUUUUAUCACACGAUAAAAUAUCAGACAAAAUAAGUGUACUUCCUUUUAUUAACUAUUUUGCACACUACUGGACACAAAGUAAACCGGUGUUAGUCCUAGCAAAUAAACAAGACAAGACUGGAGCGCUGGAUGACAUAGAUGUUGUGGAGAAACUUAAUAUUGAACCACUAGUUAACAAGUACAGAUGUCCAACUUUAGUCGAGUCAUACACAGCUGAAUCCUCAUUCAACCUGACGAAAAAGCCGAAAAUUGAUCCCGGCCUAAAAAAAGGCUACCAAUGGCUACUGAACUACAUAGUCCGCCGCUACGGGGAUAUAAAUCUACGCGUACAAACAGACAUACACACAGAACUGGAGCGCAGACGUCGUAUGCUGACGAGGUCAAGUCGAGGAUCUCAGACAUUCACAGCUGUCAGUGACGACAUAGCCACCCAGACUGGAUUUGAAAACCCCAAUUUCGAAUUGCCGAAGGCAGAAAACGGUUUGAUCAUAGUCAAGCCAAUAAAAGGGACUAACGACUCCACCAUCACUAUAGAGAGUAUAGAGGACUCUGAUAGUAGUGUUAAGCCGAAGCUAUCACCACUCUUCGGACAAGUCAGCAGCGCGACUAGUGAGACAGUCAAGAUCGAAUUGGAGCCGAGGAGUGAACUGAGAAAGCUGUCGCCGAUUGUAAGGAACCGUAGUGGUGUUAAUCAUAUCGACUUUAAAAAUCGCCCGCACUCGAGUCCAACAUAUAAAAAUAAGCUUCACCUCAGCAAGAACUCGUUAAACCAAGAAGAUAAGCCCACAAAGGACGUUAUGUUUGUUGAUGGAAAUCGAACUUUUGACGCCGGAUCAAAGAAACACCGAGUUCUCAUUAAUGACGCGGAAUUAUCUCAAAUGCACAGGGAAAUUGUGUUAACUGAACGAGACCACACAAAGACAGCAUCGUCUGACAUAAUGCCAACGGCCCACACUCUUCCACUGAGCGCGCGACCAGCCUCCGCGUCACAGCUCGUGCGCAGACAACUCGAGAUCUGCUCUCAGCAUCGCCGUCGUCUUAGUUUACGAUGACGAGCCCGGAGCGCUCUUCGAUGCUCCUGUACGAACCCAACAAGCAGAAGCAACUGGACAAAGGAGACUUUGAACAUGCCGCUACUAUUAAUUAAGUCGAUGAUUCAAGAUGAACGCGAAAUGUGUUGA